Molecule: messenger RNA, 6014 nt
Organism: Phycodurus eques (leafy seadragon)
Lineage: Eukaryota; Metazoa; Chordata; Actinopteri; Syngnathiformes; Syngnathidae
Product: tensin-2-like
Exons: 26
Coding region: 147-4337 (1396 amino acids)
Biological process (GO): peptidyl-tyrosine dephosphorylation
Molecular function (GO): protein binding; protein tyrosine phosphatase activity
Source: RefSeq, a predicted model, not a curated record
GAGGCUGUGUAUGCCAGUGUAGAGACUGGACUGCUCAGAGAGGGAGGCUAAGACUGAAGCUGCUUGUUGAGGUGUCUACCACCUGUGCCUCAACACCAGACCAGCACAAUUCAAUUAAAUCUGCUUCACUGAAGAAAAGAGGCUCCAUGCCGAGAAGUGAGGAGCAAGUAAUGGAGCAGGUGAUGGAGCACCACUUUGACAUUGACCUCACCUAUAUCACGGAGAGGAUCAUCUCAGUCUUCUUCAUGCCAGAGCUUGAGGAACAGCGAUACCACAGGGAGUUACAAGAAAUGGCAACCAUGCUUAAAUCCAAGCACCAAGACAAAUUCCUGCUUUUAAAUUUAUCAGAGAAGAGACAUGACAUCACAAGACUCAUCCCAAAGGUGCAGGACUUCGGCUGGCCUGAUCUCCACGCUCCACCUUUGGACAGGAUCUGUACUGUAUGUAAGGCCAUGGAGAUGUGGCUGAGUGCUGAUCCUAAUAAUGUAGCAGUUCUCCACUGUAAGGGAAACAAAGGGAAGACGGGGGUCAUUGUGGCAGCCUACAUGCACUACAGCAAGAUAUCAGCAGGAGCGGACCAGGCACUCACCACACUGACCAUGAGGAAGUUCUGUGAGGAUAAGGUUUCUUCUUCCCUUCAGCCCUCUCAGAACAGGUACAUCUACUACUUUGGCGGUUUGCUGUCCGGUGCCAUUAAAAUGAAUAGCAGUCCUCUGUUCCUCCAUCAAAUACUUAUUCCGUCACUGCCAAAUUUUCAGACAGGAGGAGGUUACUUUCCAUUUCUGAAGAUCUACCAAUCACUAGAGCUGAUCUACACCUCCUGUGUAUUCGACCCUCAGACCUCUAGGUCCAGGAAGCUGUGUGUGAUGAUGGAACCAGCGUUGUUGUUAAAGGGUGACAUUAUGGUCAAGUGCUAUCAUCGACGGAGCCAGGCAGCAGAGAGAGAGGUGGUGUUCAGGAUCCAAUUCCACACGUGCACCAUUCAUGGUGCCCAGCUGUGGUUUGGCAAGAAGGACCUUGAUGUAGCCUGCACAGAUGACAGGUUCCCUCAUGAUGCUGCAGUGGAGUUUAUCUUGGCUAGCAGGCCAGAAAAAAUAAAUGAAAACCAAAAGACAGAUGCCUCCAUCAACGUGAACUACAACACCUCAGAUCCAGUGGUCAGAUGGGAUUCUUAUGAGAACCUGAACCUGCCCCAUCAAGACAGCCCAGAAAAUAUUUCUCAUACAAGGGGCCCUCUUGAUGGCAGUCUGUACGCGCAAGUGAGAAAACGACGAGGACCGGGCCCGGCUUCCUCGCCCAACGGAGUCCUCACCAGCAGCCCAACAGUGAAGACACAGAUUGCCAACCAGUCGCAGACUCUCACCAUCACUUCUAGCUGUGUCCUCUCUGAUCACAUAGAGCACCACUCACCCUUCACUAGUCAUCCUGAAAGCGAGACGACUGAAAGUCUGAUGGAAAGAAGAGGAAGUGAAACAAGAGCAAAAGUACGAGGGAAAGAAAGGGACAGAGAAACAGAGAUUUUCGAAGAUGCAAACCUGUCAAAUCUGGGAGGAUUAAGGCGAGAACACUCAUGUUGUGGUCGAGCAGGUAUAAAAUGUGGAGCUGUGGAGCGGCAAUGGGAGCAAGAGCCUUGCCUCUCUAAUGGUCAUUGUGCUGGAUGCUGCAACAGCAUUAAAAAACAUCCCAAAAGUCAAACCCUGCCGGCCUUACCAUCCAAAUCUGUGUCCCCUCUACCACAUUUAACUCAUAUGGAACUCUGCCAUCGCCAUAGUGUCCAUCCUUUGCCAGAGUUAGCAUGGGAACGGCAAGCCCCAUCUGUCCCUUGUCUCCACAGACCAUGCUUCCAUUAUUCCGGUCCUGAACAUGCACAUUCGCAUGGUCACACCCUUCCAGCCUCGAACAGACACUACAAUGAUGAAUGUCAAGUCUUCCAUUAUCCAGGCCAAGCCCCAACCUCUCAUCUUUCCCACCAAUCAUUGCUUUCAAGCCCAUACAGAGAGAUGUUCUUUGGCCCGCCAAAUCAGUCCCCCGGAUGUCCCUGUCGAGAGUGCUCCAGCAGGCGAGAGCACCAGGCAGCCUCAGUCAGAGUGCACCAUUCAAUGCAUCCAGAUCAAGCAGUGGGAUUACAACAAACUGGAGAGGCAUUGUGGGAAAGUAAAAAUCCAUGGGAAGUACCAAGAGAGGCUGACUUCUGCCAGUGUAAAUCAGCCGUUCCACCGUUUCACAUCUGUCAUUCUGCCGCUUUAAAUCAGGGCACCCCGCAGCCGAGGUUUGUCCUCGGACCUCACCAGAGUUAUCCCAGCACCCAACCUCUUAUAAACAUGAGGGAUGGAGCCAGCAGUGGAUACCACACGCCUCCGCCUCCACACCAGUCUUGUCCCUGCCCUCCUUAUCAGUCAUCUCCUGUUGAGAGCCAUGGUAGUCGAGGUUAUGCUUCUGGUUACCUCUCUGGGUCAGCCUCUCCUCUACCAGCAAAUAGCCCAUCUCCUGGGAGAGUAAGACUCCCAGACACCCCUCCAGGAGCCAAAGAUCAGCAGCAGGAGCAUCUCAAAGUGGAAAAGGCCACACCAAGUCCAGAGGUUGACAUAUCCCAGGGUUCAGAGGGUAAACAUGACCGUUCAAGCACCCAGACUCUGGACUCUGAUCAUGACUAUACAGUCAUUGGUGGCAGCAGCCUCCCACACACAGAAGACAGUGAAGCACAGUGUGGAGGCCACCUUAUUAAGCAAGUAACACAAAGUUCAAGUCAAGAAGCCUCAAUUGCACCGGAAUUCAACACAAAUGGAAGCAAAACGCUCAUAAUAGCAGAGACGGAAGAAGAAUCCCAAAGUUCCAACAUAACACCAUCAAGCGAACUUUCUCAGAGUCGUACAUCUGAUGGACAGCUUGAGGAAACAAAGGUCAAAGAAAAUCAUGAGGAUGCUGAUCAGACUCAAAGUACCACUAUUAUCAUCACACCAGUGGAGGAUCAACUCAGUGUCUCAAGUGUGACUGGUGAUGGCCAGUUCAGCAGUAGCACAAGACAAGGUGCCAGGCCUUGCCCUUCUAACAACCCUUUCCAAAAUUCUCCAAUCGAUUCCCCAAGUCAUAGUUCCCCAUCAUCUACAGAUCCACCAGGACAUCGACUAACACCUGAGAGAGACAGCUCAACUGAUACCAAACCACCAUCACCUGUGCCUGAUGGUUACCACACGCCAACUUUCCCCUUAGCGCCCUAUUAUUACUCUUUGCUAAGUGUUCCCCAUGUCCCUUACACUGGCUACACUGCAAUUACAAUCCCAGCCAUUCAGCCACCACUUCCAGAGAAGAAACGACUUUCUUCAACGCCGGGAUCCCUUAACGGACACCCUUCUCAUCAACGAUGCUCUCCAGUGUCUUCACCGACACAUAAUGUAACUUUGCCCCCAACUAUGGCAGAGCAGAGACUGGGGUCUGCCCAGUUCAGCAGCAGCAGGGAAGACGUCAAGGUCAAUGCUAAGUUUGUUCAAGAUAGUUCCAAGUACUGGUACAAACCAGGCAUCUCCAGAGACCAAGCCAUAGCGGUGUUGAAGGACAAGGAACCAGGAACGUUCCUCAUCAGAGACAGUAAUUCGUUCCAAGGUGCCUACGGCCUGGCCCUGAAGGUGGCCACGCCUCCUCCUAACGCCAACAUCACGGGUGGCAAAGCAGAUGUUCUGGAACAGCUAGUGAGACAUUUCCUCAUUGAGACAGGGCCACGGGGAGUCAAAAUCAAGGGCUGUCAGAAUGAGUCGUAUUUUGGUAGUUUAUCUGCCCUGGUGUACCAACAUUCAAUCACACCCAUCUCUUUGCCAUGUGCCCUUCGCAUCCCAGAACAAGAUCUGGUCGGAGAUCUUCAGGAGAUACGGACUGUAACGAAUACAAGCACAGCGGCUGACCUCCUUAAACAGGGAGCAGCUUGCAACGUUCUCUACCUGACCUCUGUGGAAACUGAAUCAUUAACGGGACCGGAAGCAGUUUCCAAAGCAACCAAAUGUACACUGGCUCUUAGUCCACGUCCUGCUGCAACCAUGGUUCAUUUCAAAGUUUCCUCUCAGGGUAUCACUCUAACUGACAGCAAAAGAAGGUUAUUUUUCCGGAGGCACUACCCCAUCAGCAGUGUGACCUUCAGCAGUCUUGACCCCCAAGACCAGAGAUGGACUAACUGUGAUAGCACGUCCAGCAAGAUGUUUGGUUUUGUGGCCAGGCGGACGGGCAGCGCCACAGAGAAUGUGUGUCACCUCUUCGCAGAGAUGGAUCCAGAUCAACCUGCUGUGGCAAUUGUCAACUUUAUUAAUAAGGUUAUGCUAGGGCCGCAGCUACGCAGAUGCAACAUCUAAAAACACUCUGAGGACAAGAGGAUGGUUUACAUGCAUUUCUGACAUACAGUACAUUUACUGUAGUACAGUGCAAAAGACUUAUACCACCACUAACUUUGUUGUUUUAAUGACCUUUUUCUCAGCAGUCUUUAUGACAUUGUAAGUAAGUAGUAGUACCAGAGGAUCUGUAAUUCUUCUGAUUGCGUGGAACUGACUGUUGAUUUAUUGUGGAUUUUAUGUUCCACUAUGUGUGAAUUAGUUUGCUGUCUUGAGAAGGUUUAUAUUUUGUUGUUACAAAUAAUUUCAUGAGCAGGAUUACGCACAAAAAAAUAAAACAAUUCACGAUUUCCAUGAAAGGUCCAUUUUAAACAUUUGAUGGAACAGUCCACUGCACAGAAUCUACUGGCACUGCUCGUAUUUUCACUAUCCACCAUGAACCAGGAAGUAGCCUCACAAAAGGAAGGACAAACAACAAACACUUUUGGAACAGUUUGGUCUUAGUACAGAUUUGUCCUCCAUUGAGAUACAUUCGAGUGUUAUAGUUAAUAGAGCACUGUUUAAACAACAGUUCUAAUGGUGGUAGAAGGCUUAUGCACAGCGCUAUACAUUGAAUGAAGUGUUUGUUGCUAAGUGAGUUUGCAUUUAUGCAGGUGUGCUCAGCUGUGAUGGUUUUCUUUUCAAUUCAGUUGCCCGCUGUCCUCUAUUUAACAUACUUUUAAUAACCUCACACACCCAAGCGUGCAAUGUGUUAAACCCUAACCCUUUUUUUUAUAUUUCAUCUUAAAAAGCAAACAAUUACAGAGGAAUACUAUUUAUAUUAUUGUUUAUUGAUGUCCAAUGAUUUUGAGACAGCGGACAUUUCGGAGCAUAUUCCAAACAAUACAACUGAUAUAUUAAAAACACUUGAAUAUUUUGCUAAAAGAAAUUCUAAUUUAAUUACAUGUCUGUUUUUAAUAUCGACUACAUCACUAGUCAGUGUUACACUCAGAAUUCUAAGUGGGUAAUGUGGACUGUAUGAGUAUAAAUGAUUUUUAAGAUUAAUAGAGGUAUUGUUGGAAAAUCAGACCGAAUGUGGGGUGGGGGUGGGGGUGUGUGUGUGUUGUGGGGUGGGUAAUGAUUUGAUGAGGACAAUUUAUUUAACCCAGCAGUUAAAUACAUAGUACUUGUGACAGAUAGUAUUUUCUCCUAUAUUACAAAAACAAAAAAUGCCUAUACCUGUAUCUAAUUGUAUUUAAGUUGAAAGGAUACAGAAUGCACUGAGCCAACACACAAAAAGACAAAGUGAGUCACACAGCCAUAAACAAAGUAACAAAUUAAAAGACAGAAUAUCAAUGGUAACCUCUUUGUGACUGGAAAUAACAAAAUCAUGCCUUAAAGCUGGAAUGUUUCACAAUCGGGGGAAAAUGUCACACUGGUAAGGUCAUUUUAAACAGAGACGUUACCUCACUUUCUCCAUGCCUCAGAAUGACCGCACAUUUGGUCUUGACCUGUUGGAUUUGUUUUUAUUCUCACACAGCAACCAAGAUCCUUGGUAACACACAAAAACUCACCCAAACCAAAGACAGUGUAAAAAUAAAUGUCAAGUUUUUUAUUCUUUUUCUCACUUUUUGUGUUUUUUACAAACAGUAUAACUUCAGCACACAUGCAAUUUUCAUAAUGUUUGUCUGUAAAAGAAGUAAUAUAUUUUAUGCCUCUGAA